CGUGUCGCCGCCACCUCGCUCUAUCCACGGUUUCCUGUUGUUAGUCGGUACCGUCGCGCGACCGCCGUUUUCAUCGGCCAACUACCACGAAAACACAACGGAAUCGGAACGGAUCGACGCUACUACCACCAAGGCAUUCUGAGCGAAGCGAUGAUGAAUGUAUUGAUUUUACAAUGAUGUGUGUUUUUUUUUUUUUGUGUCUGUCAUCACCUUCUAGGACAGUAAAAGUGCUUGGAUUUUCUUCAACAGUACCUUUUUUGAUGACUACAGCGGCUGCAGAGGCAUCGGCAGCAGCGACAGUUGCAAAGAUGAAGUCGACAACUGCGGAUGAUGACAGCGGCUGCAGCGUGAAAGCGAGAGAUCUAUGGGUGGACGUUAACGGCGUGCCCACUCGAGUGCUGUGUUGGGGCCAGCCAAUUGACGAGGACAAUAAACAUGAAUUAAAGAGAGUAGUGCUGUGCGUGUGCGGCAACCCGGGUGUAACGGAGUUUUAUGAAAAAUUUCUGCAAGAAGUCUAUCGGACCCUCAACGUUCCUGUCUGGGUGUUAUCGCAUGCAGGUCAUGAAGUUCCACCGUCGAAUUUGGGACUUACAGUCCCUGACCCUAAAAAGUAUCCCGAUCUUUACACGGUAAAAGGACAAAUAGAACAUAAAUUAAGGUUUAUCGAGAAGUACGUACCAGAUAAUUGCGAUCUAUAUUUUGUGGGUCAUUCAGUCGGGUCGAAAAUUAUAUCAGAAUUGCUAAAGGACAGUGCAAUGGCCCAGAGAUUAUCUGUUAAACGUUCAGUGUUCCUGUUUCCCACUCUACAGAAAAUGCGUGAGACGCCUAACGGACGUAAACUUAUAUUUACUGCGUCCAAUUUUCUAUCCAUCACAAUAUUUUUAUCUUGGAUUUUUACUACAUUUCCGGCUUUUAUCAAAACAUUUUUGGUAAAUAUGACCCUAAUAAUCAUGGAAGGAGGACGUGUCGAAGAUCAUGUUAUCAGGUCAGCCGUGCGUUUGGUUCAUCCAAUGGUGUUGCGCAACGUAUUUUCAAUGGCAGUAGACGAAAUGGAUAAAAUAUACGAUUUGGACGUCAAGCCGUUGAAGGACAACGCGAAAAGAUUGCACAUGUACUUCGGCAAAACCGACAAUUGGUGUCCGACGUCGUUCUAUGACGACAUCAGCAAGUGCGUGCCGGAAGCAGAGACUGUACUGUGCGACAAAGGUUACCAACACGCGUUCGUGAUCGGUCAUUCCGACGAGAUGGCUGGCAUCGUGUGCGACUGGCUCCAACUCGACCUAGGGGACGCUAAAGCGCAGUAGUAUGCACUGACAUUGGACGUCAUCUGCAUCGACUGUUGUUCGCCUUCAGUGUUAAGAAAUUUUAUUUUUAUAUAUUUAUUUUUUAAAUUAUUAUUUUAUAAAUAUCUUUUUGUACCUAUA
This is a messenger RNA of Metopolophium dirhodum (rose-grain aphid), 1424 nucleotides long. It is a transcript of the gene sturkopf, whose product is annotated as lipid droplet-associated hydrolase. Gene Ontology annotation, biological process: lipid storage. Gene Ontology annotation, cellular component: lipid droplet. Gene Ontology annotation, molecular function: lipase activity. The transcript is spliced from 6 exons. The record is from RefSeq and is a predicted model, not a curated record. The coding region runs from base 174 to 1304 and encodes 376 amino acids. Lineage: Eukaryota; Metazoa; Arthropoda; Insecta; Hemiptera; Aphididae.